UCGGACUGCGCGCUCCCCACGCCUGCUGGUCGCUCGCGGGUUGCUGGGUGCUGGUAAUUCACUGUUCCAGCGUCAGAAGAACAAGUAGGUCCCUGGGUUUCAACUUCUUGUGCUGAAGCUGUGCAUCACCAUAAUGAGGCUUGUAAUCCUUGAGAACUAUGAGUUGGCCAGUGAAUGGGCAGCCAAAUACAUCUGUAAUCGUAUCAUUCAGUUCAAACCUGGACAGGACAGAUAUUUUACACUGGGCUUACCAACAGGGAGUACACCUUUAGGAUGUUACAAAAAGCUAAUAGAGUAUCACAAAAGUGGAGAUCUUUCUUUUAAAUAUGUGAAGACGUUUAACAUGGAUGAAUAUGUAGGACUUCCAAGAAAUCAUCCUGAAAGCUACCAUUCUUAUAUGUGGAAUAACUUUUUUAAGCAUAUUGAUAUAGAUCCUAAUAAUGCUCAUAUCCUUGAUGGGAAUGCUACAGAUUUACAAGCAGAAUGUGAUGCAUUUGAAAAAAAAAUAAAAGAAGCUGGAGGAAUAGAUCUUUUUGUUGGAGGAAUAGGUCCAGAUGGUCAUAUUGCUUUCAAUGAGCCAGGAUCCAGUUUAGUAUCAAGAACAAGAUUAAAGACUCUAGCAAUGGACACCAUUUUGGCAAAUGCUAAAUACUUUGAUGGAGAUUUAUCCAAAGUGCCAACUAUGGCUCUAACUGUUGGUGUGGGGACAGUGAUGGAUGCUAGAGAAGUAAUGAUCCUCAUAACAGGGGCACACAAAGCAUUUGCCCUGUACAAAGCAAUAGAAGAAGGAGUCAAUCACAUGUGGACUGUUUCAGCUUUCCAGCAGCAUCCCCGAACUAUUUUUGUAUGUGACGAAGAUGCUACUUUAGAAUUAAGAGUAAAAACUGUGAAAUACUUUAAAGGUUUAAUGCAUGUGCACAAUAAACUUGUGGAUCCACUGUACAGUAUGAAAGAAGGAAAUUGAAGGAGAUUGGAGCAAAAUUCUGCUUGAAAGAAAAGAACACUUUUUUUUAAUUCAUAGAUGACUUUUCAGCUAUGCAAUAUGAUAAAAAUGGGAAACUUUUGAAGGUUAUCAUUUUUACAGCUCAGUAUAUGUUAAACAUUCCAUAUUUAGAAUGUUUCUAUUUUAUGCCAUGGUUUAGAAGUAGUUUACUCUUUGAAUUGGUUGGCUAUUUAUUAUAAAGUACAUAAUCUAUAUAGCUGCCUAUAAAAUGGAAUAGAAGUGAAAUGUCUGCCUAUUUAAGAACUUAGUCGUGUCAGAGAUUCUGCACAUCAGAUAUCAUUUGUAACAUGAUCUCUGUGACAUAGAUUUUUAUUAAUUUCAAGAAGACACUCCAAGCUUUUCAGAUACCAAACCACUAUCAUUGCUUUGCUUUUGGAAUGGUAUCUUUUUACUUCCUGUGCAUUACACACAUGCUUUUCUGCACAUGGUUGCCUUAGUCAUCUUUCUGGAGUUGUAUCUGGACAUCAAAUGUCCUGCAAUAUAUUGUUGCUCUGCUAUCAAUUUGAAGAGAUGACAGUGCCUAAAAGUACAGUUUACAUCAUUUUGGAAAGUAUGUGUGUGUUUUUGUGCACCUGUUCAUGCACUUUUUUUUUAACAAAUAAUGCUUAUUUUUAUUUAAUGAUUGGGGCCUAUAUCCUUAAUAUAAGUAUCUUGGCAAUUAUGAGCUUUAUACCUAGCUACAAA
Messenger RNA from Castor canadensis (American beaver), 1687 nucleotides. Lineage: Eukaryota; Metazoa; Chordata; Mammalia; Rodentia; Castoridae. The record is from RefSeq and is a predicted model, not a curated record.